Messenger RNA from Girardinichthys multiradiatus, 2547 nucleotides. RefSeq names its product peripheral myelin protein 22b (gene pmp22b). The transcript has 5 exons. Gene Ontology annotation, cellular component: plasma membrane. Lineage: Eukaryota; Metazoa; Chordata; Actinopteri; Cyprinodontiformes; Goodeidae. Bases 242 to 715 code for a protein of 157 amino acids. The record is from RefSeq and is a predicted model, not a curated record.
CACCCUGGCCGCGGUCCAGGAGGUCACUCCAUGACGCAGCGACGCACGUAGGGCGUUGUUCUUCCAUAAUGAGAUACUUUAUAACAGAACGUCAGUGCUGGGAUCAAUCUAGACUGAGGAGGACUUUAAAGAACGGAGGAAAGCCGCUGUUGGACUUUACUAAGGGGAGAUCUGCCUUCGCUUCUUGCUUCUGCUUCUUUUCUUGGAAUACAAGCUUUUUGCCUGUAAAUAAUCUGAGAAGAUGCUGAUCCUUCUGCUGGGAAUCAUCUUCCUGCACGUUGCUGCCCUUGUUCUUCUGUUUGUGUCUACAAUCAUCAGUGAGUGGACAACAGGGGAAAUGGGCACCUCCGACCUCUGGAAAAACUGUACCUUGGACAAUAUGGGACACAUCUGCAACGCAGCAUCAACUGGAGAGUGGAUUCAGGUGGUCCAGGCUGUCAUGAUCCUUUCCAUCAUCUUCAGCUUCUUGUCUCUCAUCCUCUUCUUCUGCCAGCUUUUCACUUUGCAGAAGGGCGGACGAUUCUUCCUCACUGGAGCCUUCCAGAUCCUGGCCGGUUUGUUUGUGAUGAGCGGAGCCAUCAUCUACACGGUAAUGAGUCCGGGCUGGGUGCCAGAAAAGGACACGUUCGGGUACGCCUACAUCCUGGCGUGGGUGGCCUUCCCUCUGGCCGUCAUCAGUGGACUCAUCUACGUCAUCUUGAGGAAGCGAGAAUGAGAUGCCACUCCAUCGCAGUAGCCCCAGUAACCUUCUGAUGAUGAAGUUGUAAAGUCAAUAUGAAGGAAGUACCACCAAAGAAAAACCAACUCAAAAUAUCAAUACUGUCUGUUGAAAGAUGUAUAUAGUAUCUAUGGUUUAAAAUCUAUUUAUAACACUUUUUACAUAUAUGUACAUAGAUUUUGUGUUGCUCUGUGGAUACCAUUAGCUUUGUUUUAGCUGAAAAAAGUGCCUCUGUCUUUGUUUAUGAUAUUAUCAAGCCAUUUCAUUUUGCAUUUUUCUGCCAAUUUGUUUGGGUAACUGCCAAAGAUUUAGUUAAAAUAAGCAAAAAAAAAAAGGUUUUUGCAGCAUAUUAACAAAAUGCUUUAUUAGAAACAUGGGCGAUUUUAAAUGUAGUGCUAACAUCUAAGAAUGUAGCGUAGCUGUUUAAUUUAGAUUUGAUCUUUUUCUGUUUCCCAGUUUGUAUGUUUUACGUCUUUUUUGAAUUUCUAAUUUUAAACAAAAACAUGGUGCUAUGUAUUUAUCAUUCCUAUUACUGGUAGCAAUUAUAUACAACACAGUUAUUUUGUUUGGAGUUAGUUUGAAAUGAUUGUACUGAAAUGAGAUGGAGGAAUACUUCGCAGUGCCUGAAUUUCAUUUUGCAGUUUCCUUUUGUAUUCCUCAGCUACUGUAAAUGGUAAAUAAUUGAGAUUGUGGUGGUGCACUGAUGAAGGUAAAAGUCAUUUGGAAUGUCAGUAUUACUCUGCAAGCCUGCACACAGAUAAUUGGUUUUAUUUUAAUUGUCGUUUGGAUUAAUUUUGAUGUGUUUGACAACCUUUGUUGAAGUCUGAAGAAGCCAAAGGCCUCCAAAGUUGAUUAUUUUCUAGACAUAUAACACUGCAGGGCCUUGCCACCUACAGAAAAAAAAAAAUUCACAUUUAUUGCAAUGUGCAACUAGUAGAGGCUGAAAAAGCAAUAUAAUUGCAAUAUAUUUGCCAUAAAAGCAAUUAUAUGAGGUUAGAGGAACAUAGGAAGUAUUAUUUCAAUAAGAAGAAAUGGCAGAAAGAUCUGCAGCUAUGAUACAAGUGCUAGUAUGACAUACUUGAAAGAUUGACCUGCUGCAGUUUGUUCAGACGGGAUGUUUGCAUCUCCUCUACGGUAUUAACACUGUUUUUAUGUUUUGCAUAACAGCUCUCCAUGACACUGUUGCCUAAAACCCGCACUAAAUAAAGCAACUCUCACUUAAUCCAGUACUGUGUAUUCCACUGUUAGAAGGCACACACUUCCAGCUAGGACCAACAACGUGUAAAGCUAUGUCUCACCUGCCAAGGUGCUGUGUGGAGCAAGCUGACAGUAAAUGCAUGUUUAUAUGCUUUAAGAUCAAUCGGCGAAGUCAGCAACGGAGAUUAAAUCAUGUAGUCUACUGCAUACACUCAUGCUAAGUCCUUCUUGCAGUACAGUUGUGCGUCCUUAUGCCUGUGGUUGCAAAUACUGAACGUGAGUGGUGUCACCCACACUGGGGACGAGGCACUGCAAAAUCCCAGUUACUUAGAAAAUCCAGCUCAUGUUUCAGUGUGGAUGUCUCUCAUGCCAUUAGAUAAAAAAGGACUUACAUAACCACUAUAAGACAGCACCAGUCCACUUCUAUUAUGUUAGGUUCAAGCACUUACUUCAGAGCUAAUACUUGCUACGUGACUGUGGCAUUGGGUUCAGUUAGAAGAGAAUGCCUCUGAUGAAAACUACCCUUAAAGUCAAAGCCUUCAGUUGUCAAUGCUUUGUUUCCGUCUAAACUUUAGGAUGCUUCGUAAGCCACUUCAAUUUUAAACAUUAAAGGAUGUUUAUUAAAACCUAAA